CCAAUCCCAUCCUCCACCCAAUCGAAGGACCUAGCGAGCGGCAGCGGCGGCGGCGAUCGGAGAAGAUGGUGCGCAAGGCGAAGGUUGAGUUCGACGAGCAGCCGCCGGAUAACUUCGACCCGAAGAACCCGUAUGCCGACCCGGUGGCGAUGCUCGAGUACCGGGAACACCUGGUGCGAGAGAAGUGGAUCCAUAUCGAGACCGCCAAGAUCAUCCGGGAGCGCCUCCGCUGGUGCUACCGCAUCGAGGGCAUCAACCACCACCAGAAGUGCCGCCACCUCGUCGACCAAUACCUAGAGGCUACCCGCGGCGUGGGUUGGGGCAAGGAUGCCCGCCCGCCUGAACUCCACGAGCCCAAGAAGACCGUCAAGGCGGAGUAGCGGCGCUGCUGCCUUGCUUCUCGUGCUGCUGUUCCUGGAUUGGAGAGGUGAUCUGACCCUUCCAUUGAGUUGAAUGAAGUAGCCUGGAACUGUGGUAGUUCGUCUUUUACAUCUUAAGCUGCUGAUAGACUUCAAAUAAAAUCUUGUCCAAGAAAACAUUCUGUGAGCGUACAUGUUGUCGUCGAGCUGUGUAAUUGAGCAAAUCGUCAGAUUGAAACUCGUUGUCUGCCUUGUUCUUCAAAUACCGCUUAUCCAGACGGUGCUUUUGUUUUCACUUUUCCACUGCAUCUUUGCUCUGCAAGGAUACGAAAGGCAUCAUUGGUUGCUGUUGAC
This is a messenger RNA of Zea mays, 713 nucleotides long. RefSeq lists its product as uncharacterized. The transcript is spliced from 3 exons. Lineage: Eukaryota; Viridiplantae; Streptophyta; Magnoliopsida; Poales; Poaceae. The record is from RefSeq and is marked provisional. Gene Ontology annotation, cellular component: respiratory chain complex I. Bases 66 to 380 code for a protein of 104 amino acids.